Messenger RNA from Chironomus riparius, 1908 nucleotides. The record is from the annotation of a GenBank genome assembly. NCBI's taxonomy places the organism in Eukaryota, Metazoa, Arthropoda, Insecta, Diptera, Chironomidae.
AUGGAUAGUAAAAGUGAAAAUGUUGAACUUUUUUACUCAAAAUAUUCAAGAAGUAUUGAAAUUAUAGAUUUUGGUGGAUCUCAAGAUCAAUUGGUGACUGAAAUUGUUCUAAAUUUAAAUAAUUUGAUCACAGUGAAUUUACAGAAGUCAGAAGAUCCAAAUUGGUCCAAAACUGUAACAAGUCAGUCGAUUCUGCUGUUUGAUAAUUUUUCUGAUCUAAAUGAGUUCAAUGAGAAAGAUUUAUUCAGAAUUGAAUACUUAAGUCCAAUUAGAAUUCUUGUUUAUUGUCAAAAUAUAACACAUUGGGAUCUUGUAGACCUGAGAACUGAUUUUGUGAUUCCCCAUUACUUCUACUUUAUAGUUUCAAGCGAAAAUGACAAAAACUUAAAACUUUUUACAUUUGAUAACCGCGAUGACUUACUGAUUUGUCAUGAAAUACAACAAUUACAAGAAGUUAAUGAAUUUUCAUUUCAAGAACAAAAAUGGAUGCGUCAACCAAUAUUACCAAAGAAGUACAAAAACUUUCAUGGAUGUGUCAUGAAACUCGGAAAUUAUUUUAGACAAACAAUAUUUCUGAGAUUUUAUUACGAUAUUGAUAAGGAUUUCAGUUAUGCCGAUGGACCUCUUGUAUGGAUUCUUAAGGAUAUUCAAAAAAGUCUCAAUUGUUCAAUUGAUCUUUCUAUCUGCUUAAAUAGUAGCUGUGAGGAUGUAUUAGCACAUAGAACUCUAUACAACGUAAUACAUAGCACAACACUCGAAGGCUAUGCAUAUGCAUUCAAAUUAUUUGAAUUCAAUAUAAAAUUUGUGGCGUUAAAUAUUCAGUGCAUAUCAAAACUGUUCGUUCCACCUGGCGAGUUGUAUACAUCAUUUGAGAAAAUUGUCUUACCGUUUGAUAGGAAAACAUGGACAAGUUUUGGAAUCACAUUUCUAGCUGCUAUCAUAUCUGUCGUCAUGAUAAACAGAAUCGGUGUCCGAAAGUUUUUUCACAAAAAAACUAUACACAUUCCAGUUUUGAAUAUUUUUCGAGUAUUUUUCGGCAUUGGACAAACUAAAAUGCCGAACAAAAUGUUUGGACGUGUAAUUUUGAUUUCAUUCAUUUUUUGGUGCUUAGUAAUGAGGACAGCUUAUCAGGGAAAGUUGUUUGAAUUUACAACAUCUGCGAUUCGUAAGCCUCAAAUGAAGACUUUAGCUGAAUUAAAAGCUAAUAAUUUUACACUUUAUAUGCAAGAUGGAAUUGCACAAUUCACUUUUGAUUACAUUUCUGAGGAUAUUGGGCUCAAUAUGCAGAUAAUUCCAUUUGAUAAUUUCUCUAAUUUUUAUUACACAAAUUUAACUGAUCCAUCAUUCACUGGAACUGUCCUAUCAUGUGACAUCGAACAUGAUUUACAUCUGCACUAUUUAAAGACUAAAAUGGCUAAACGAUUUGUUUCAGCUCCAAUAACCAAUUCGUUCUAUGUAUUUGGCUUCUUGUAUCCAAAUAUAUGGGACGAAAGACUCGCUGAAAUUAUUGAAGGACUUGUAACAGGUGGAAUCAUUAACUGGUAUUUGGAAAAAUACUCAAAAUCUAAAUGGAAUGCAAAGACAUGUACAUCAUCACCAAAUAAAAUUGUACUUAAUUUAAGUCAUCUUGGGUUUGGAUUUGAGAUCUGCUUUUAUGUACUUUAUAUCGCUCAUUUGGUAUUUUGUAUGGAAAUAGUCGUUGGACUUUAUAAGAAAACUUAUUUUUUAUCGAAAAAAAUCGACAUUAAUGAAAACUUAACAUUUGAAAAUUUGGGUUUAGUUCCAAAAGCAUGUGAAAAACAAGAUAUAGGAAUCAGUGUGGAUGAUGUAUUUGGAGAUAAAAUUGAUUUUGUUUUAGAAUAUUUAGAUAAAUUUGAACAGCUUGUUAAGGAAACGAAAGUUCGAUAA